AUGGGCUAUGAUGGCAAUAUGAUGAAUGGGCUGAAUAUCCUGCCCUCCUUUUACAAUGCCAUCAGUCUGAACACGGCUGGUCAAUCUGCCAACACCGGCAUCAUUUGGGUCGGUGGCUGUGUAGCCGGAUUUUUCUCCGGCCCGGUCCUGGAUCGAUGGGGACGCAAGGCCGGCAUGGCCUGGGCCGUGGCCAUCGCAUGCAUCGGGAUUCCCCUCCAGGCAGCCGCUCAAAACCAGGCAAUGUUCAUCGUCUCUCGACUGAUUGUCGGCAUUGGUGUGGGUCUGAGCUCAGUGGCCUGUCCAACCUACUGCUCCGAGGUGGCGCCUUUACGCUGGCGAGCCUUUUGCCUGGGCCUGUACUACUCCUUCUGGUAUGGAGGUGGUAUGCUCGCGUCCGGUGUCACCUACGGCACGGCCAAGAUUAUGAGCUCGUGGGCGUGGCGUCUACCAUCGUUACUUCAAAUCAUUCCCGCCCUGCUCUGUCUGGUCGUGCUCCCUUUCAUCCCGGAGUCCCCCCGUUGGUUGGUCUACCACGGUCGCGAAGCCGAAGCUCUGGAAGUGCUGGCCAUCAUGGCGGCAGACGGAGAUGUGUCUGAUCCUGUCGUCAUCACGCAAUUCAAACAGGUGUGCGACACGGUAGCCUUCGAAAAGGCGAACAAGCCCAGUCAAAGCUGGCUCGACACGGUCAAGACACGGAACAGCCGAAAGAGGAUGAUCUUGGCCUGUUCGUGUGCUGUGUUUGGCAAUAUGAGCGGAAGUGGUAUCAUCUCAUACUACCUCGGUACCAUGCUGAGUCAAGCCGGCAUCACGGAUACGACGACCCAGCUCCAGAUCAACAUCUACCUUUCCGUCUGGUGUCUGUUCACCGCCGUGCUCGGCUGUGCCCUGGCGGAUAAAAUCGGGCGGAAGAUGCUGGGAGCUGGAACGCUGUCCAUCUCUUUGGUUUUUCUGUACCUGGUGGGGGCAUUUACCAAAUUAUAUGGCUCUGGAGAAAACUGGUCCGGUGUCCUCGCCACAGUAGCCUGUAUCUUUCUCUACCAAGGUGUCUACGCAUUUGGUUGGUCCACGCUGCUGGUCAUGUAUCCGCCGGAGGUGCUCAACUUCAGUCUCCGAGCCAACGGCAUGAGUAUCUACACAUUCUUCUCGAAUGGUGCAGCCUGUAUCGUCACGUUUGCCUUCCCAUUCGCGCUCGAGAAAAUUGGCUGGAAGACAUACAUGAUCAACGCGACCUGGGACUUUUUGGAAGUCUUGUUCAUCAUCCUGGUGUGGGUGGAGACGAGCAACAAGACUCUGGAGGAGAUUGACGAGCUCAUCGACGGAGAGAUGCAUUUCGACGCUCCGAUCCUGGUCGCCGUCAUGGCCGGGGAUGUCGAGGUCACGGCGGACAAGGUGAUGAGGGCCAGCAGCACUGCCGAGGGCACCUCGAAGGCAGGCAAGGAGGCCAUUGCUAGUACUACGGUCAUUUCGGAGUGA
Molecule: messenger RNA, 1473 nt
Organism: Capronia epimyces CBS 606.96
Lineage: Eukaryota; Fungi; Ascomycota; Eurotiomycetes; Chaetothyriales; Herpotrichiellaceae
Exons: 8
Coding region: 1-1473 (490 amino acids)
Biological process (GO): transmembrane transport; carbohydrate transport
Cellular component (GO): membrane
Molecular function (GO): carbohydrate:proton symporter activity
Source: RefSeq, a predicted model, not a curated record